CCAAUAGCCUUUGGACGCAAGACAAAAACUUGCAAAAAAUAUCUCUUCCAAAUGUAACUAUAAGUUCUGGAGACAAUGCUGCCAUCCACACACACCACUGAUUCCUUCACUCUGUUGGGGAUUCUUGGCUUUUGCCACUCCAGUGUCUGUGGGUGUUCCGAAUUGUCCUUCCCCCACUUUUGGCCAGCGGAUAUUCAAAGGAAGGGUUGCCUGGUCCCGCUGUGUGUGCUUCCUGUUUGUGGCCUGCCUGUGUAAGCCCUAUUCUCCCCGCUGCCAGCUUCGCCUCCCUCUGUUACGUCUCGGAGGCGACAGGGAGUGGUUGACUUGUUUUCAGCGGGGACGGUAAAUUAGCUGUGACGCAAUGUGCUGGGUGUAUUUCACAGCCGACGCUUGGUGCUCCGGAGCCCGUGGGAGGCAUCUGGAAGCUGGCAGGCGUGGCCCCGGCGGGACAGCAUGGCCGAGCCACGCCCCGAGAGCACCAGCCUACAGAGGAAGAAGCCACCAUGGCUGAAGCUGGACAUCCCCGCGGCCCCCCAGCUGUCCUUCGACGAGCCCCCCACCUUCGCCCAGUCAGCGAAACCACAGAGCUUCUUGCGCAGCCUGAGUGUGCCGGCGGAGAGCGCGCAAGUCAACUCGCCGUACCGCGACCCUCGCGAGCUGCGGCGCAACCCCCUGCAGCGCCAGCCGUCCAUCACGCAGACCAUUAAGAGCAACAAGAGAGUUCACUUUGAGCGGAUUAGCACGUUGCCUGUUAAGGGGCAGCGCACCGUGCGCCGUGUUCCCAGGAGACGUCAGUCCCUGUCCAAAAUCGUCCUCAGAGGCACGGCGGACUGGUUCGGCGUGGGCAAGGACAGCGAUGCCACGCAGAGAUGGCAGCGGAAGAGUCUUCGGCAUUGCAGCCAGCGCUACGGCAAGCUGAAGCCCCAGGCCAUGCGGGAGAUGGACCUGUCCAGCCAGGACAACCUCUCGCUGGCCAGCACUGAGACGCCACCGCCUCUCUACGUGCCAGCGUCACAGCAUGGCAUGCAGAAGAUCGUGGAUCCCUUGGCCAGGGGCCGUGCCUUUCGCAUGGUGGAGGAAGUGGACGGCUACAGCGUGCCCCAGACCCCCGUAACCCCCGGCGCCGCCUCGCUCUGCUCCUUCACCAGCUCCCGCUCCGGCUUCAACCGCCUGCCACGGCGGCGUAAGCGCGAAUCCGUGGCCAAGAUGAGCUUCCGGGCGGCCGCCGCUCUGGUCAAGGGUCGGUCAAUCCGGGAAAGCACUCUCCGUCGGACACAGAAGCGGAGUUUCACCCCCGCCAGUUUCUUGGAAGAAGACACAGUAGACUUUGCAGAUGAGCUGGACACCUCCUUUUUUGCUAGGGAUUGCCUGAUGCAGGAGGAGCUCUCCACGUAUGCAGAUGAGGUGUUCGAGUCGCCGUCCGAGGCUGCCAUCAAAGAGGCCGAGGCCAGCCAAGCGACGGAUGACAGCGACAUGACAGGCAGCGCCCUGGACAAGAGUGAGCUGGAGAGGACCCACCUCAUGCUGCCUCUGGAGCGCGGCUGGCGUAAGAGCAAGGAGGGCUCCCAGAUACAGCCCAAGGUCCGGUUACGGCAGGAGGUGGUGAGCGUCAGUGGGCAGCGGCGGGGCCAGCGCAUCGCCGUUCCCGUCAAGAAGCUGUUUGCACGCGAGAAGCGGCCUUACGGUCUGGGCAUGGUGGGCAGACUCACCAACCGCACCUACCGGAAGCGCAUUGACAGCUACGUCAAGAGGCAGAUCGAGGACAUGGACGACCACAGGCCUUUUUUCACGUACUGGAUUACCUUUGUGCACCUGGUGAUCACGAUCCUGGCGGUGUGCAUCUACGGCAUCGCCCCCGUGGGCUUCUCGCAGCACGAGACGGUUGAUUCUGUUUUAAGAAACAAAGGUGUUUAUGAAAAUGUCAAGUUUGUGCAACAAGAAAAUUUCUGGGUGGGCCCAAGUUCGGAGGCGCUGAUCCACUUGGGGGCCAAGUUCUCCCCCUGCAUGCGGCAGGACCAGCAGGUGUAUGACCUCAUGCAGGAGAAGAGGGACCGGGAGCGGGACUCGGCCUGCUGUGUGCGCAACGACCGCUCCGGCUGCGUGCAGACGUCUGCAGAGGAGUGCUCGACCACCCUGGCGCUUUGGGUUAAAUGGCCACAGCACAAAAGCGUCCCCCUCCUCAACGGCAAAGAACGUCAGUAUGGCUCCGUUUGCCACCAGGACCCAAGAAUUUGCCUGGAACCUGCUUCAGUGUCCCCUCACGAGUGGCCGGAUGACAUCACCAAGUGGCCAAUCUGCAGGGACAGCAAAGGAAACCACACCAAUCUCCCUCACAUAGACUGUGCCAUCACCGGCCGGCCCUGCUGCAUAGGUACCAAAGGGAGGUGUGAAAUUACGUCUCGAGAGUACUGUGACUUCAUGAAGGGCUACUUCCAUGAGGAAGCCACGCUCUGCUCUCAGGUGCACUGCAUGGAUGAUGUGUGCGGACUGCUUCCGUUCCUCAACCCAGAGAUCCCAGACCAGUUCUAUAGGUUGUGGCUCUCGCUUUUUCUGCACGCCGGGAUCCUGCACUGUCUGGUGUCAGUGUGCUUCCAGAUGACAAUCCUGAGGGACCUGGAGAAGCUGGCGGGCUGGCUGCGCAUCUCCAUCAUCUACAUCCUGAGCGGCAUCACCGGCAACCUGGCCAGUGCCAUCUUUCUGCCCUACCGAGCUGAGGUUGGUCCAGCAGGCUCACAGUUUGGCAUCCUGGCGUGCCUCUUCGUAGAGCUCAUCCAGAGCUGGCAGAUCCUGGCGCGGCCGUGGAGAGCUCUGGCCAAGCUGCUGUGCGUGGUGAUCUUCCUCUUUGCUUUUGGCCUACUGCCCUGGAUCGACAACUUCGCCCACAUCUCGGGCUUCAUCUCGGGUUUCUUCCUCUCCUUCGCCUUCCUGCCCUACAUCAGCUUCGGCCGCAUGGACAUGUACCGCAAGCGCUGCCAGAUCAUCGCCGCCCUGCUGGUGUUCAUGGGGCUGCUGGCUGGCCUGGCCGUGCUCUUCUACGUCUACCCCAUCAAGUGCGAGUGGUGCGAGCUGCUCACCUGCAUCCCAUUCACAGACAAGUUCUGCGAGAAGUACGACCUCAACGCUCACCUCCACUGAGCUCAUUGGACAACCAGAGGGCUUGGCUGAUGACCACAUUCUUCCUGCUUCCUGUACUUUCCUCUGCACCAAUCACCUUGGGCAACACAUCCCUUAUUUUCUCCUAUCACGCUCCUCCUCUGCAAUAUGAGAGUGAUUUUUUAAUUAUUAUUAUUAUUAUUAUUAUUAUUUGGUCAGUUUGGUCACUAUAUUAUCACCUCUCCCAGUUAUAAAACUCACUUAUUUCACACUGACCAGGUUGUUAAUGUAAUCUGAUUGAAGAUGUCUAGAUUUUGUCUAGAAUGUCACACAUUGUUUUUAAUGCAUUUGAGAUGAACCAGAGGAAAGUGACCUGCAGAGUCAGACGUAACCUCAGAGUACAUCCUUCAUUUAGUAUUUCUUUUAUUUCGUAAGCACUUCACCAACCAGGCCUAGGAUUUUAACGUCAAACUGAAACGGGAGUACGAACAAAACAAUUUUACAAUAUGCCUUUGGUGCCUUGUUGAUAAAUGUACUACUGCCAUAUUUUUGUUACGCUAGAUGGAGCACUCAAAUUUAACCUUUUAUUUGUACGUUACUACAGACGUGGUGAUGGAAAACGAUACGGUAGUGUUUUAGCUACCAUCAACUUACUUGUAACUAAGAAUACAGCUAGAGAAAACCUCAAGCUA
Messenger RNA from Brienomyrus brachyistius, 3785 nucleotides. Its product is annotated as inactive rhomboid protein 1. The transcript has 19 exons. Gene Ontology annotation, cellular component: endoplasmic reticulum membrane. Bases 454 to 3135 code for a protein of 893 amino acids. Gene Ontology annotation, biological process: regulation of protein secretion; regulation of epidermal growth factor receptor signaling pathway. Lineage: Eukaryota; Metazoa; Chordata; Actinopteri; Osteoglossiformes; Mormyridae. Gene Ontology annotation, molecular function: serine-type endopeptidase activity. The record is from RefSeq and is a predicted model, not a curated record.